AUGACUGAAUAUCAACAUCCAGUUCAUCCUGGCCCGUCGUGCCAACACAAACCCACCAGCGCUUGUGCCAUUCCGCAUCGUCCGUACUGGGCACAGAGCCAAGUUCAAUACGCACAAAAUCUUCUCGAGUGCUCGGGUGAACCGAUCGAGUACGACCACGACGACCGAGAUUACUGGGACAACUGUUUCUUUUUCCCCGAGGACUGUUCUUGGUCUCCUCCCAAGGACUGGAUCGUUGAGCAGCACGACCCCAAAUACGAUCUCUCCCGCGACGACCCCUACGACACCAUGAUUCCCGGACUACCAGACAUCAAGAUGCUGGAUGCGGAGGCCCUCAGCGACCUGCUGGAGGACAACCUCUCGCCGCCGGAAAUCACCUCCAUUCUAGUAUUCGCGACCAACGGCGCCAUCUUUGCCUCCGCGUCAUCUCUACCGCUGCGACAAUUACGAAACCUCAGCGCAACCUACGGCGCUGCCUACACCUGCUACGCCAAGAACGCGUCCAGCGGCAACCUCACGGGUGUCAACCCAGCCAGCCAUCCCUCUUCCUACGUGACCGCCCAAUCCGUGUCCCUAGGCGACGUCGGGUCCAUCGUCUUCGAGCUCGACGACCUCGUCGCCAUCGUCACGCGGAUCGCCGACAAGGUCCUCCUAGCCGCCGUCGGACCCUCGAAGAUGAAACCCGUAGGACCCCUCGACGGCACUUCGGGCACCACGAACGGGUUUACCAUGGACGGGCCCGGGCCAACCGGUGCCCAGUUCGUGCCCCCAAACGGCACAUCCCUCCAUCAUCCGACUUCCACCAACGGCACCACCCCGAACGACCUCUCCCGCAGCCACAGCGAAUCCCACUUCCAGAGCGACGCGCAUCUCGAAACGCAGUACGAAAUCGACCGGAGCAGCGACCUCGCCCGUCUCUCUAGUCUCAAACUCUCCGCGUCCCCGGCCAUUCUCCUCGCCCUGGAGUCCAAGUCUGCUGCGCUAGGGCGAUUCCUGACCCAGAAACUCGAGGACCUCGCUAGUCCUGACGAUUUUUGA
Molecule: messenger RNA, 1038 nt
Organism: Aspergillus affinis
Lineage: Eukaryota; Fungi; Ascomycota; Eurotiomycetes; Eurotiales; Aspergillaceae
Exons: 2
Coding region: 1-1038 (345 amino acids)
Source: RefSeq, a predicted model, not a curated record